Molecule: messenger RNA, 919 nt
Organism: Misgurnus anguillicaudatus (oriental weatherfish)
Lineage: Eukaryota; Metazoa; Chordata; Actinopteri; Cypriniformes; Cobitidae
Source: RefSeq, a predicted model, not a curated record
CUUACCAGCCAUAAAGUCCUAUCAGUCAGGGACAUAAAAUGUACUUAAAAUGUACUUUAUCAUAUAUUUGUUACUAUAAUCCUAUGUUGUUGUUUUAAUUUGCCAAAAAUAUUAUUAUUAUUUUAUUUAGAAUGAACAAACAUAUGCUGAAAGUGAGAACAUCAAUGAAGACCUUAGUCUUGAUGUCAGCAUGCUUUCCCUGGAUCCUACAACAGAAAAGGACCUAAGUUUUGUUCCUCUAAGUUCGACCUCAACAUCAACGCCAACUACAGAAGAAGAAGAAGCAAAUUGUAGAUUCAGAGAUAAAAAAUGGAUCGUCAAUGAGUCCAGUUUGAUGGAGCUGUUUACCAGAUGUCAUCAUUGUGGAGCAUCAGUCACUGAAACUAAAAAAACAACCUGUGGAAGCCUCAUACGUGUUGCUUGGGAAUGUUCAAAUGGUCAUCAAGGAAAAUGGAACUCGUGUGAUGAAAUUAGAGGCAUGCCAGCUAACAACCUUCUUGUGGCAGCGUGUAUACUUUUCACUAGGGCAACAUAUGCAGACAUUGAUGACUGGGCUUCAAUACUCAACCUCCAAAUACCAAAGAAAACCACCUUUUACGCUAUCCAGUCCUCUUAUUUAAUCCCGGUUGUAGACGUUAUGUACAAAGAACAACAGGAGAAAUUGCUGGAAGGCUUGCGGACACAAAACAUUCUGAAAAAAGGAGUUCAUUUGUCAGGAGAUGGGAGAAAUGACAGCCCUGGAUUCUCAGCAAAGUACUGUACAUACAGUAUAAUGGAUGAUUCAACGAAUCAGGUUGUUCACUACGAGUUGGUGCAGGUCAGUGUACAUGCAGAUAUUGUCACUAAUUGAUCAACAUUUAUAUGUAAUGUGUUUUGUAUUAUUAUUUUACUUAAAUUGUGUAUUAUUAUUAAAGGUGCU